Molecule: messenger RNA, 2815 nt
Organism: Theobroma umbraticum
Lineage: Eukaryota; Viridiplantae; Streptophyta; Magnoliopsida; Malvales; Malvaceae
Gene: FRS4
Product: FAR1-related sequence 4
Biological process (GO): regulation of DNA-templated transcription
Molecular function (GO): zinc ion binding
Source: RefSeq, a predicted model, not a curated record
AAACACUUUUUGGUAAUAAUUUUCCAUAUCUAUCACCUGCCCUGCCCUCUCACUUUCUGCCCAUCCCUUGUUUUUUUUUCUUCCUUUUCCAUUUCUAUUUCCCAUCCACCAGAGAUUGAUUCGAUGCUGCAAUAAAAAAAAAAUUCCCAGUGAAAUUUUUGUAAGAGGCCUAUCAAGUCUUUCCAUAUUCCACUCUUCCUCCAUUCUUUCUCUGUUCAGGUACUAUUGUUAUGAAAUCAUUUAGUUGAAGGUUUCUUUUGUCUCCAUUAAAUGUUUUAUGGUAAACUAAGUUCUAGCUGAGUAUACAUUUAAAGUGCAUCCCAGAUGCAGAGUGGAUCUGAAUAUUCCCUUUAAGAUAAUGGAUUCUAGCAUCAGCACCAGUGACACCAUUUUAGAGCCACAUUCAGAUUUGGAAUUUGAAUCACAUGAAGCUGCUUAUACAUAUUACAAAGAGUAUGCCAAGUCUGUGGGCUUUGGCACUGCUAAAUUGAGCAGUCGUCGGUCCAGGGUGUCCAAGGAAUUUAUUGAUGCUAAAUUUACAUGCAUAAGAUAUGGAAAUAAGCAACAGUCGGAUGAUGCUAUUAAUCCUCGGCCUUCUCCAAAAAUUGGUUGUAAAGCAAGCAUGCAUGUGAAGAGAAGGCAGGAUGGCAAGUGGUAUGUUUAUAGUUUCAUAAAGGACCAUAAUCACGAACUUUUGCCAGCCCAAGCACAUUUUUUUCGAAGCCACAGGAAUGUUGACCCACUUAAGAAUGAUGUUGGAAGGAGGCGGAAGAAUCUUGCUGCAGUUUCUAAACUAUUUGGUGCCUACCAAAAUAUUGAAUUUUUGGAAGGUUAUAUGAGAAAUCAGCAUGACAAGGGCCGAAGUUUGGUUUUAGAAGAGGGAGAUGCUCAAGUACUUCUUGAACUUUUUAUGAAUAUGCAGGAAGAAAACCCAAAAUUUUUCUAUGCUGUUGAUUUGAAUGAAGAGCAUCGGCUGAGAAACGUAUUUUGGGUUGAUGCCAAAGGCAUGGAAGAUUUCACUAACUUUGGUGAUGUUGUGUCCUUUGACACUACAUAUUUCACAAACAAAUAUAAAAUACCUUUGGUACUCUUUAUUGGAGUUAACCAUCAUAUUCAACCCACAUUGCUUGGUUGUGCAUUAAUUGCAGAUGAAACAGUUUAUACUUUUCUUUGGCUGAUGCAAACAUGGUUUAUAGCAAUGGGGGAACGAGCUCCACGAGUGAUGCUCACGGAUCAAAACAAUGCCAUAAAAGCAGCUGUGGCAGCUGUGUUUCGUAAUACACGUCAUUGUUUCUGUUUAUGGCAUGUGUUGGAAAAACUUCCCCGGCAUCUUGAAUAUCUAAGCCUGUGGCAUGAGAGUCUAAUGCUAAAAUUUGAUAAAUGUAUUUAUAGGUCUUGGACUGAGGAGCAAUUUGAAAAAAGGUGGUGGAAGAUGGUUGAAAAAUUCCAUCUUAGAGAGAUGCAGUGGGUUCAGUCUUUGUAUGAAGAUCGCAGGCAGUGGGUACCUGCCUUUAUGAGAGAUAUAUCUUUUGCUGGAUUGUCUACUGCUUUACGCUCAGACAGUUUGAGUUCUUCAUUCGACAGAUAUGUGCACGGGGAAACAUCAUUGAGGGCCUUUUUAGAACAGUAUAGAGUAAUUCUUGAGGACAGGUAUGAAGAGGAAGCCAAAGCUGAUUUUAAUGCAUGGCAUGAGACUCCUGAGUUGAAGUCCCCAUCACCUUUUGAAAAACAAAUGUCAAUUGUAUACACACAUGAAGUUUUCAAGAAAUUUCAAGAUGAGGUUUUGGGAGCUGCUGCUUGUCAUCUUAAGAAAGAAAAUGAAGAUCAGGUGUCCAUGACAUAUAGUGUUAAGGACUUUGAAGAUAAUCAAAAUUAUAUGGUGGAAUGGAAUGAAUCAAAAUCAGAUAUAUAUUGCUCAUGCCGCUCUUUUGAAUAUAAAGGCUACCUUUGCAGACAUGCUAUUGUCGUGCUCCAGAUGUCUGGUAUUUUCAGCAUCCCAUCUAAGUAUAUUUUGCAACGGUGGACUAAUGCUGCCUUGAGCAGGCGUCCAAUCAGUCAGAAAUUGGAUGAGGUCCAAUCUAAGGUCCGUCGGUACAGUGAUUUGUGUAGACGUGCCAUAAUAUUAAGUGAAGAAGGCUCACUUUCUCAAGAAAGCUAUAAUCUGGCACUAGCUGCUAUAAAAGGAGCUAGGAAGCAAUGUGCAAGUGUCAAUAAUUCAGUUGAGAAUGAUGCCAGACCUAACACCUCAGUGAUUUAUGCUGUUUCUGGUGUUGAAGGACAAAAUCAAUGUGUUAAUGCUCCCGAAGAAAAAGCUCCAGACCCUAGAAUGGCAAAUACAAUCAAGACUUCCCGAAGUGUUGAGGCUGUAUUGGAGAGGCCAAUUAAUGAGAAUAAUCCAAGUAGAAAUGGAAAGCAGGUAUCUCUUGUGGGAGCUGCGAAUGUUGGGUCACAAGAUGGUUUUCACCAAAUGGAGCUGUCAGACAUCAGGCCAACAUCAAUGCAUAAUGUGAUGCCAACACAGCUACAUAAUAUGGUGCCAACUAUGUUAACAAAUGUUGCAUCAACGCAUUUUCAUAAUGUGGCUGCUACACAUUUGCAUGACAAUCGACUCCAGCGAUAAGUUAUAUUUUGUCUUCAUUUUGUAAAGAUCAUGUAAAGAAAAGCUACUUUAGGGUUGCAGGAAGAGCAAUUUUAUCAUUUUGUAAUUGCCUUGACUUCACUAUGAGGUAUGAUACAGCUGACUAAAGUUUCUUGUUGCUGCCUCUAAUGAGCCUUUUACACAUGUAUGUUAGCUUGCUAAUUGGAUUUCUUCCUA